Messenger RNA from Engraulis encrasicolus (European anchovy), 2187 nucleotides. It is a transcript of the gene onecut1, whose product is annotated as one cut homeobox 1. Gene Ontology annotation, cellular component: nucleus. Gene Ontology annotation, molecular function: RNA polymerase II cis-regulatory region sequence-specific DNA binding; DNA-binding transcription factor activity, RNA polymerase II-specific. The coding region runs from base 127 to 1536 and encodes 469 amino acids. The record is from RefSeq and is a predicted model, not a curated record. The transcript is spliced from 2 exons. Gene Ontology annotation, biological process: regulation of transcription by RNA polymerase II. Lineage: Eukaryota; Metazoa; Chordata; Actinopteri; Clupeiformes; Engraulidae.
AACACCAACCAAAGACAUAAAGGGGAAGAAGAACGGCAAAACUUUUUUUGUUUCCAAUGCGAAGACUUCUUUGGACACUAUUCCGUCAGAUCAGAUAGAUGAUUUGUCCACAAGCUUGCACGUAUAAUGAAUGCCCAGCUGUCGAUGGAGAACAUUGGCGAUCUGCACGGUGUGGGCCAUGAACCAGUGCACACGGCGGAGCUGAUGAGCGACAGUCCUCAUCACAGGAGCACGGUACCCCAUCGCAGCAACCUGUCAGCCCACGCACGCUCAAUGGGCAUGGCAACAAUCCUGGACAGCGGCGACUAUCACCACCAUCGGCCCCCGGAGCACGGACUAGCCAGCCACCUGCACCCGGCCAUGACCAUGGCGUGCGAGGCUCCCCACGGCAUGAGCAUGAGCAGCACCUACACCACGCUGACUCCCCUGCAGCCGCUACCUCCCAUCUCCACCGUCUCGGACAAGUUCCCUCACCACCAUCAUCACCAUCACCACCAUCAUCCUCCCCAUCAUCACCAGAGGAUCCCGGGCAAUGUGAGCGGGAGUUUCACCUUGAUGCGGGACGACAGGGGUCUGGCGUCGAUGAACAACAUUUACUCGCCGUACCACAAGGAUGUUACCAGCAUGGGACAGAGCCUGUCCCCCCUGUCGGGCUCCGGACUAGGUGGCAUCCACAACUCGCAACAGGGACUGCCGCCGUAUGCACACCCGGGAGCCGCCAUGCCCACGGAGAAAAUGCUCACACCGAACGGAUUCGAGGCACACCAUCCUGCCAUGCUAGCCCGGCACGGUGAGCAGCACAUGUCCGCCUCCUCGGGAAUGGUGCAAAUCAACGGGAUCCACCACCACCCGCACGCCCACCUCAAUGCUCAGAGCCACGGACAAGUGCUAGGCUCCGGCCGUGAACAAAACCAUUCCUCGGUGCCUGGUUCACAGGUCAACAAUGGAGGCAAUUCGGGGCAAAUGGAAGAAGUCAAUACCAAAGAAGUAGCCCAGCGGAUCACUACUGAGCUGAAACGGUACAGUAUCCCCCAGGCCAUUUUUGCCCAGAGAGUGCUCUGCCGAUCACAGGGGACCCUAUCUGACCUGUUAAGAAACCCCAAACCCUGGAGCAAGCUCAAGUCUGGACGCGAGACUUUCAGGAGAAUGUGGAAGUGGUUGCAAGAGCCUGAGUUCCAAAGAAUGUCCGCGCUCAGGCUCGCAGGUGAGGGAACACUAGCCUGCAAGAGGAAGGAGCAGGAGCAUGGCGGGGGCAAAGGGGACCGUGGUGGUGGCGGCGGCGGCAGCCUUGCAAAGAAGCCUCGUCUGGUCUUCACCGACGUCCAGCGCCGGACUUUACACGCAAUAUUCAAGGAGAACAAGCGUCCGUCCAAGGAGCUCCAGAUCACCAUCUCCCAGCAGCUGGGCCUGGAGCUGGCCACCGUUAGCAACUUCUUCAUGAAUGCGCGGCGGCGGAGCCUGGACAAGUGGCAGGACGAUGGCUCCCACCACUCGGCCAACUCCAAUUCCUCAUCCAGCACUUGUACCAAAGCAUGAAGGAGGAGUACGGGGGCCUAUACGGUUAUAUAGGCCACAGUGACUGAAACACAAAAAAAACCUUUCGGUGGAAAAGCUUUAACUAGAAUAAACCAAGAAAGAAAGAUGACAAACAAACAAGAGAAAACCCUCUAGACAGCGAGUUUGCCCUUAAAACUUGUACAAUACUGAUAUUUAUAAUACCCAAAGAAACAAAAAACCAAAGACUUUGUUUGACCUGUUGUGUUGAAAGACCCUUGCUCUGCAACACUUUCACGUCUGAUGUACUGCAAAAAAAGGUUACUCUGAAAUCACAGUGGUACCAUAAGCCCACAUCUCUACUGCGCCCUGCCUCCCACUGUCACUGUCAUCUUUCAACGUGACUGGUUCAAAUGGACAUUAUUUUGUUUGUUUCCCUUAACUGUCUCAGCUUGUCCCAGCUUGGACUCUCAAUCUCUGCCUCUUAAGUAUGUGUUGUGCUUGAUUGUGUUGCAGUCAGAUGGGAGAGGUUUGUUGUGGGGCACCCCAAGGAGAAAAGCACUGUGGUGCAGCCCAGACAGGUGGCCACUUAGCUGGGGCGGAGUGGGGAAUGGCCCUGGGUGACUCACAGCGGAGGCAGCAUGCUUGCCAAGGCUUUGUAGUCAGUCAGUUAUAUGUGUGUGUGUGUGUGUG